AUGGGCAGCGCGGGGAGUGGGAUGGCCACCUUGGACCCUCGGGGGUUGAACAGCCCUGGAGUUGUGCCGAAGUCACCAGGCGAGCAGUCAUUGGCGCCAAGCCUUUUCACCAGCUACUCGCAGGAUGAUAUGCUUGCGAAGCUAGAUGCCUCUAAGGCCCAAAGCCCUCGUAUUUCUGAAACCAACGAAGACUGUGAAACACCGAUAAAGCGUGUUACCUGCCUCCAGAGAAUCACAAGACAUGUCGGCUUUGACAUUUUCUUUGGUGUGGUGGUGGUGACCAAUGCAAUAUUCAUCGGAAUUGAUGUUCAGACCAAUGUUGGAAACGAGUCUACCGAGCGACCAGUUGGAAUUCUGGCAGUGCGGUACUUCUACACGGUGGCCUUUACCACUGAGAUCCUGUUGCGUUUGGCAGCUGAGGGUCGGAGGUUCCUAGGUUCGGAGCAGCGGAUGUGGAAUCUUUUUGACACCGUGAUCGUGAUGGCCGCAUGGUUGGAAGUUGGGAUUGACAUCGCUCGGAUUUUCUCAAACACUUCGGAUUUGGAGAGUAUUGAAGGCGUUUCUAGCCUGCGUGCCUUCCGCAUCCUCCGUCUUACAAGAAUCUUGAAGACGGCGCAAGUUAUUCGUGUCUUGCGAUUUGUCAUGGCCCUGAGAACGCUAGUGACCUCCAUUCUAUCCACGCUGAAAGCAUUAUUUUGGGCUUUGCUACUUUUGUUCUUGAUCAUCUACAUUUUUGCGCUUGUAUUUACACAGGCGAUGGAUGACGACCUUAAGGAUCAAGGGGCGGCCCAUCUCGAUGACCAGAGUUACAAGUAUUUCGGUUCGUUGUUCCAUAGCAUGCUGAGCCUUUUCAUGAGCAUUGCUGGAGGAGUAAGCUGGGAGGAUGUGAUCGAACCUUUGAUGCGAAUCUCACAUGUGCUGAAUGUUGUAACGGCAUCUUUUUGCCAAAGCGCUAUUGAGAGUGCCCAACAAGAUCACGCUACCGUGGUCCAAUCAAUGUUGGAAAACAAGGAAGCUCACCUGGAGAAGAUGCGAGCCGUUUUCAGUGAGAUUGCAAGCUCCGGAGACGGAGGCAUCACAUUUCCAAUGCUAGAAGAGAAAAUCCACUCACCCACUGUUCGUGGGUACCUGGAAACGCUUGGCUUAGAUGUGUGGGAUCCGUGGUCCUUCUUCAAACUGCUGGACACGGAUGGGGGUGGCUCGAUCGAAAUCGAAGAGUUCUUUAUGGGCUGCCUUAGGCUUGGAGGUGAUGCUAGGGCCAUGGACGUGGGCAAAGUUCUUCAGGACCAGCAGUGGCUCAUACGGAACCAAGGGAAAUUUCAGGCCUUUGUGGAAGGGACCUCUGAAGGAGCCCACGGCAUGCAGGAUCGGCAUGGAGCCGACCGGUCUGAUAUGACAACUUUGUUAACGCAGCAGCACCACGAGAUGAUGGAGGCACUUCGUAGUCAAGAUGUCAAAUUGAACCAACUGCUGGCAAGUCCGUCUAGGAGGUCAUCUUCAAUUAUAGAGGAUGUGGCUGUGGAUGGGCCUUUCAGCAGCAGCAGCAGCCAUUUGCUUCCAGCCUUACCGCAAUUAGAGGGAGCGGCGGUGAACAACAGCCCUGGAAGUUCUUCAAAGUCACCACAGAUGUUUCAAAGCUACACAUCCCACGAUCUCCGGUUGCGUGAGGAUGCGACCGAAGCUCAUAACAAGGAGGAGACUCGCAAGAGAGUGUCUGUCUACCACUAUGGUUACUCAGAGGAGCCAAAACUGUCACUUGUGAAAAGGAUUGCUGGAAGUCCUGCAUUUGAUGCCUUUUUUGCUGGAGUAGUGCUUGUCAACGCGAUUUUUAUUGGAAUUGAAGUGCAGUUCGAGGUCACGAAUCCAGAUUCUACUGUUGAAUCAGCGCUUCGAAUUUUCCAAUACAUGUUUGCAGGCCUAUUUAGUCUAGAGCUCCUGAUUCGGAUCAGUGCGGGCGGCAUUCGGAUCUUUUGCAGUGAAGACUGGUUUUGGAGCCUCUUGGAUUUGGGGAUUGUGCUUACAUCUGCUUGGGAAAUUGUGGUCCACAUAUUUGAAGGCCAACUUGAAGGGGCAGUGGGUGUCUCAAGCUUAAAGGCUCUCCGCAUCAUUCGUUUGACGCGCGUCUUCAAGACAGCGCAAGUCGACUUUGCGCGCGACUUCCUUUUCGUCAGUCGGAACCUCGCGUGUCCGCACUCCGUGCUACCACAACAUUUGCAUGGCAGCGGAGCUCUGAUCCAGCCGGAUCAUCUCCCGCAGCCGAAGCGCAUCAACAUCUACCGCCCCAAGAUGAAGAGUCUGCAGGGAGCACCACUCUCCUACAGUUUUGGUGACUUCAUCAGAGGGAGAUUGCUGGCGAAGGCCUGGAACUGCGUGUCGAUCAGAGCUCGCCCUGCAGAGAAUACUGCUUUGGAAAAGCAACGCAUCUCCACUUACAACAGGCGCACCAGCUUCGAAGAGUUUGGCGACAAACUAAGCUUCUUCUAUAGACCAAGAAAGCCACAGCAAUUUCUCACUUGGCGUAUGGCUUGGCCAACGCGCGAUAUGGGUCGUGCUCAACACCUUCGCCUCCUUCAAUGGUUGGCGCGUGUGCAGGAGACGCUCCUUGCGCAGAGGCCCUUCGGCCGCGGCAAGGGCCAGAGAGCCUACCUUGCCAAUGAAGGCCGGGAAGAUGAACAUGGCUUGUUUGAAGAGGAGAUUUACGACCCCUAUGAGUAUGACUACGACUACGUCGAGUCUUGGCAAGAUGAUGAAUCCACCUUCGACCAAGUUGAGGAGCAGGAGGGGGAAGAAGGCUCAGGACACAUUGCAGCAAAUUGCCCCAAGCUGCCCAAGACUUCAGUGUCUGAUCCCACGCCGCUUCCUGACAAUGCGCUGAGGACUGAAGAGCCCUACACCGUGAACUUGAUGACCUACAUGAAUGUUGAGGGGGAUUGGGACUUUGAUAUUGCGUCCCACCGACAAGCAUUGCUCUACAAGAAACGACAAGAGUUGCCAGAUGAGAUUCUCGCCCUCCUGGAUGCCAAAGCGCUUCUGAACAGGUGCUAUCGGGAGAUGAUGGAGCAUUUCCGACACUGCCCAAUCCGUGAUGAGAUCUUCAUGGCACACUGUGGACCAUGGCCUGCAUCGACGGUGCAGGCGGGAUUGGUGCCACCUACUUCUGAAGAAGAUGAUGAGGUCAUGCGAAUUUUCCGCUUCGUGAUCGCGCUGCGGACUUUGGUGCGGUCAAUCAUGCAUACGUUGAAAGCCCUGAUUUGGGCGAUGCUGCUGCUCACACUGAUUGUCUAUGUAUUUGCAGUAUUGUUCACCCAAAUCGUAGAUGGUGCAGAGAAGGAUUUGGGCGUUGAUGCCCCGGAAAUGGCAAAUUCUACGCGGUAUUUUGGGUCCUUGCCACAAACUAUGCUGAGCCUGUUCAUGAGCAUCACUGGUGGUGUCAGUUGGGAAGCGGUGAUCGAGCCAUUGACCUUCAUUUCCCCUGUGUGGAACGCUUUCAUCGUUGGAAUGAUUGGGGUCUUGCUGAUGGUCUUCAAGAAAAUAGUGCCAAAACUGUUGCUGUUGCCUUCGUCCGCUGCGCAGCUUGCCCAGUUGCGCUUGGCGCUGGCGCAGUUGGUGCCUUUUGCAGCAUGCAUUACGUUCUACGCAUUUGAGGAGAAAAUGCACGAUCCAGCAGUGCGCGAGUAUUUCGAAACUUUGGGCAUCAACGUGUAUGAUGCAUGGUCCUUUUUCAAGUUGCUGGAUGCAGAUGGCGGCGGGUUUGUGGAACCUGAGGAUGACCCGCAAGAGGACUAUACAACCUUCGCGGCCUUCGACGAGCAGCUAAAGUUGGGCACUCUCUCAGUUGAUGCGAAGCUCAGUCGAAAGAAAUUUGCCAAUGCGCGGGGGCAAUCAACUUUCACCAACGCUAGUCACCAACGGUGCAGAAAGAACUCUUGGGUGUCUGAGUUGGUUCGGCAUCCUGGCUUCGAUGCAUUCUUUGCAUGUGUUGUGGUGACCAAUGCGGUUUUCAUCGGCAUCGAUUUGGAGGUGAGCUUGAAACAUUCAGAUCCACGACCCUUGGGCUUGCAAAUUGGCCAAUAUUUCUACACGGUCCUUUUCACCUGUGAGUUGGCUUUGCGAAUGUCUGCUGAUGGCUACCAGUUCUUUUGCACUGACGACUGGCAUUGGAACAUAUUGGAUGUUUUCAUAGUCGUCAGCUCAAUCUGGGAAGUUUGGGUCGAUGUCAGCAAUCAACUCCUUCAACAGGAUUUGCAAAGCCUUGCCGGCGCCUCCAGCCUCAAAGCAUUUCGAAUCAUUCGAAUUACUCGCGUUGUCAGAACCGUGAGGAUCAUGCGCCUUUUCCGCUUUGUCAUGGCCCUGCGUACGAUGAUCACAUCUAUUGCCUCGACGUUAAAGUCCCUGUUUUGGGCGACAGUGCUGCUGACGUUGAUCAUUUACGUGUUUGCGGUGCUGUUUGCUCAGAGUGUUAAUGACUUUGAUUGCUCCUCUUUGCAGGACAGGGAGCGCCUGGCUUGCCACAGGUAUUUUGUGGAUCUGCCGACCACAAUGUUGAGCCUGUUCAUGAGUAUUGCUGGCGGUGUCAGCUGGGAAGAAGUCAUCGGUCCACUUGGGGAAAUCUCACCUGCAUGGUCUGGCAUGUUUCUGAUCUACAUAGGUAACGGCGACUUUUUGCCAGAGUACACCAUGAUGCCCACAAUCCCGGAUUCUCAAUGGGGCCAGCCACCUGUUUCUGGACCAGCUGCACCCACAAUGUCCAAGGAGCAGAUGCAAAGGCCUGACCUGCCUGUACAAGCUAUCGUUGUGGUCGACGGCUUGCCCCGAGUCCCCAACAGAAAGCGCUUUAGUGGCUGCGUGGUCCGAGGGUACAACAGUGGUACCGCGGAGCCGAGGGACUUCGCGCCGGGCUACGACGGGGAGACCCCGGAGACGACCUUCCGGCAGUGUGAGAAGCAGGUGCAGCUUUGGGAAUUUGAAGCAGAAGUGGCCAAAGCAAAGCGGGGCGUAAAGCUGCUGCGCCAGCUGACUGGGGUGGCAGCAGUCGCUGUCGACGAGCUUGAGGUGAAGGACAUCGCAUGCGAGGACGGCGUGAAGAACGUCCUCAACAAGCUUCGCGAGUACUUCCUGCCCCACUUGGAAGUGUCGCUGCCACGAGCUUUCGAGACGGCGGCGUAUGGCCCGCAAAGAGGCCACAAAGAGAGCUUCACUGAGUGCACCAAGCGCAUGGAGCGGGCGUUCAUGAACCUGGCGAAGGAAGGGGUGGACUUGCCCUAUGGGUGCAAAGGGCUGCGGCUACAUCAUGUUCCGCUAGGCCGCUCUCAACGAAGCGCAAGAACAACGGCUUCUCACCUGGGCGGAAGGGAAGUAUGGCCGUUCGGAGAUCACGCAUGCGCUCCGAAGGCUGGACAGGUCAUCCGGGACAAGGACAAGGGCAAGAGCAGCUACUGUAUGUCAUGCGUGUCGUGUUCAGCUGGAGGCGUGCAGCAGGGCGACCCGCUUGGACCUCUCUUCUUCGCUGCAGCCAUACAAAGCCUUGCUCAGGAACUUCGGCGUGGCCUCGACAUUGGGAUGUUCUACUUGGACGAUGGGGUCCUCGCAGGCGACGUGGCGGCGGUGUCAGCCGCCUUGCUCCACCUGCAGCAACGGGCUGCCGCCCUUGGGCUUACUUUGAACCUUCGCAAAUCAGAGGUGAUUGCGAUGGCUGGCGCACCAGAUACAGUCCUUCAACGAUACUUCCCCCUAGCGCUUUUGCAAGAUCAAAGUGGGUGCACUCGGGUUGCCAAGCACUUCGAAGUACUUGGGGCACCAGUCGGCGACGACGCCUUCUGCUUUGGUGGCUUGGGCCUCCGAAGCGCAGCUGCAGACAGCGCCGCGGCCUACCUGGCUUCCCUUGGAGGCAGCUCGACAGCAUGCGUAGGGCUGGAUGGGGCCUACACACUGGUGGCAGACAGCCACGCGGCUUCGGCCUUGGCCAUCUACAACAGCCAGCUCGGAACAUCAGAGAAUCUCACCUUGGCGACAGCUCUCGGGAUGAAACAAAAAGCUUUAACCCAGCAGCUGGACCGGGCGUCCUGGACACGACAACUAGCGUCUUCCACCUUGGCCGCCCAAGCAAUCCUGCGAUCUGAAGCUGAGGCGGGAGCUCGCGCGUUCCUGGCCGCGACGCCGAGUGGACGAACGCGAAUGGAGCCAGCUCUCUUCAUCACCGAACUGAGCCAACGCCUGGGAAUGACCGAGGCUAAAGCCAGUGAAGGCUGA
Molecule: messenger RNA, 6249 nt
Organism: Durusdinium trenchii
Lineage: Eukaryota; Dinophyceae; Suessiales; Symbiodiniaceae
Source: the annotation of a GenBank genome assembly